This is a messenger RNA of Elgaria multicarinata webbii, 2649 nucleotides long. It is a transcript of the gene LNX2, whose product is annotated as ligand of numb-protein X 2. Lineage: Eukaryota; Metazoa; Chordata; Lepidosauria; Squamata; Anguidae. The record is from RefSeq and is a predicted model, not a curated record. Gene Ontology annotation, molecular function: protein binding; ubiquitin-protein transferase activity. The coding region runs from base 313 to 2490 and encodes 725 amino acids. The transcript is spliced from 10 exons.
UCCAAUGCACUCAGUGUAGUUGGACAAAUUGUCUUGUAGGAAUUAAAUUUCUGUGCGAAGAGAUUUUUCACCCUCUUUCUUUUCCAAACUCACUUGGUCAGUGAGAAGCAAUUGGUCAGGCUAAUCAUUCCUUUUCUCUUAAUUACAUGACUGCAAGCCUAAAAUUCUGCUCCUUCAAGUAUUCUGGUUUUGUUUGGGGGGAUUUGUUUUAAACCUAGAAGACAUCUUGUCUAGCUGGAUUGGUGUUCUAUGAGUACAUAGAAUAAAAUAUUACAUCCAGUUUUUUCCCCUAAUCUAUUUGCUUUGGUGAGCAUGUUUAAAAAUAAGAAAAAUGACUCCUUGCUAAACAGCAAAAACCAUACAGAACGAAUAAAACCUCUACAAGCAAGUUCUCCCAUUGAGGAGGGAGCCAAACCACGUUGUUUUAUCAUGGGCACCGCUAAUGAAGAGACCGUCUCAGUGGAGCAGAACUUGAACCCUCUGUGCUUUGAAUGUGGCCAACAGCAUUGGACGAGGGAGAACCACUUGUACAAUUACCAGAACGACGUGGACGAUGACUUGGUCUGCCAUAUUUGCCUUCAGCCCCUGCUACAGCCAUUAGACACCCCUUGUGGUCACACAUUCUGCUAUAAGUGCCUACGGAACUUCCUGCAGGAGAAGGAUUUCUGCCCUUUGGAUCGCAAAAGGCUCCAUUUUAAGUUGUGCAAAAAAUCCAGCAUCCUCGUUCACAAACUGCUCGACAAGCUUUUGGUGUCGUGCCCCUUUUCUUCGGUGUGUGAGGAGGUGAUGCAGCGAUGCGACCUGGAGGCCCACCUGAAAAACAGGUGUCCUGGCGCUUCCCACCGAAGAGCUGCCUUGGAGAGAAGAAAAAACAGCAAAUUGCAGGCAGACAUGGAGAGCGAGAGCGAGAACGGCAUGAUAGAUCACCCGAGUUCCCAGUCCCCUGACGCAGAGCAUGCUGGGACAGGAACAGCACCAGCGGAGCAGAACGUUACAUCAGCAACUGUUCCAGUGUGGACAGAUGAAUCUGGCCUUGACAACCCUGCCUUUGAGGAGAACACGGGAGCUGACACAACUCAUCAGCCGCCAAGUUUGCCAGAAGGCGAGAUCACAACCAUUGAAAUCCAUCGGUCCAAUCCUUAUAUUGAGCUGGGAAUUAGCAUCGUGGGUGGCAACGAAACACCUUUGAUCAACAUUGUAAUUCAAGAGGUUUAUCGAGAUGGGAUUAUUGCCAGAGACGGAAGGCUCCUUGCCGGGGAUCAAAUAUUGCAAGUAAAUAACUUUGAUAUCAGCAAUGUCUCCCACAACCAUGCCAGGGCCAUCCUUUCCCAGCCUUGCACAGUGCUACACCUCACCGUACUCCGGGAGAGGCGGUUUGGAAGCCGAACACACAACCACAGCGACAGCCCUCCCCAUCGGGAGGACAGUUUCCAUGUGACCCUGCACAAACGCGAUUCCAACGAACAGCUGGGCAUUAAGUUGGUGCGCAGAACAGACGAGCCGGGGGUAUUUAUCCUUGACCUUUUGGAAGGGGGCUUGGCUGCUCAGGAUGGCCGGCUCUGUAGCAACGACAAAGUGUUGGCAAUCAACGGGCACGACCUGAAGCAUGGCACACCUGAACUGGCUGCUCAGAUUAUCCAGGCUAGUGGAGAGAGAGUAAGCCUAGCCAUUUCCCGGCCCGCCAAGUCACAGAUUGUGAGCAUUCUCAGAGACGGAGGAAUUCACCCCAUCAGCCAACAUCUAUCUCAUCAACUGUAUCACAGCAACAGGCCCAGCCCACAUAAGGACCUUUCCCAGUGCGUGACUUGCCAAGAGAAGCACAUCACCGUGAAGAAGGAGCCCCACGAAUCCCUUGGCAUGACGGUAGCAGGAGGACGAGGCAGCAAAAGUGGGGAGUUGCCAAUAUUCGUGACGAGCGUGCAACCUCACGGCUGCCUGGCGAGGGACGGCAGGAUCAAAAGAGGCGAUGUGCUCAUGAAUAUUAAUGGCAUUGACCUGACCAACCUAAGCCACAGCGAGGCAGUGGCCAUGCUCAAAGCCAGCGCGGCCUCCUCAGUUGUGGCCCUUAAAGCUUUGGAGGUCCAGAUUGCAGAAGAGCAGCCCCAGGCCAACGAUGAGCAGCCGAGCACCAUCAGUGAGAAUGAGUACGAUGCAAGCUGGUCACCGUCUUGGGUGAUGUGGCUGGGACUUCCGAGCUGCUUGCACAGCUGCCAUGAUGUGGUGCUACGGAGGAGCAAUUUAGCAAGCUGGGGCUUUAGCAUUGUUGGGGGCUACGAGGAGAACCACACAAACCAGCCUUUCUUCAUAAAAACGAUUGUUCUGGGAACACCAGCCUAUUUCGAUGGAAGGCUCAAAUGCGGCGAUAUGAUUGUUGCGGUCAACGGACUUUCCACUGUGGGCAUGAGCCAUUCAGCGCUGGUUCCUAUGUUGAAGGAACAAAGAAACAAAGUGACAUUGACAGUUAUCUGCUGGCCAGGAAGUCUUGUAUAGACAGGAAACGAAAAACACCAGUUUGGUUCAAGCAGCUUAUUUUUUCUAAAUGGCUGGUUCAAAACCUUCAAGCGAGCUGUGUUUUCUUUCUCCUUCCCCUGCCCCCCUUUUCUACUACUGAUGCAGCUGGUAAUAAGCUGGGCCAAAAACUGCUACCUU